This is a messenger RNA of Vittaforma corneae ATCC 50505, 576 nucleotides long. RefSeq lists its product as uncharacterized. The transcript has a single exon. Bases 1 to 576 code for a protein of 191 amino acids. NCBI's taxonomy places the organism in Eukaryota, Fungi, Microsporidia, Nosematidae. The record is from RefSeq and is a predicted model, not a curated record.
AUGGACGAUGUAGUGAAUGAAGGAGAGAGUAGUUCGGAAAGUAAUAAUCCAGUGCAGGCAAUGAACUAUGCAGUUGAUACGCAAAAGAAUCUGGUAAAGAUAGUAGAUGAGCAAUCCAUAUUCAUUCAAAAACUCAAAAAGGCUGUUUUUAAAAUGGUCGAGUAUAGAAAUGCUGUUUAUUUCAUAGACACAUUCGGAGAUUGCUUUGUGAUAGAAACAACUCCCAAGUUUUUGUUUGGUGUACUUUCCCAUCCAUGUGAUUUUGAGAUUAUUAACGACAGAAUCUAUUCGGUUGAUAAGUAUAGUAGAGUGUGGGUUCACAGCUUGCAGGGCGAGAUAAUCAAUAUCGCAUUCAUUGGAGAGAAGAUACUUAAGUGCUGCUUUAGAAAGGACAUGUGCGUUAUAGUGACUAAUAAAGAACCAAACACUGUGAGCUAUUACGCAAAGGAAGAGUCCAGCCGAAAAGAGCGCUAUUUUUUUCUUUUUAAUUGCAACUUUGAACCAUACUGCGAGCCGUUUGUAGAGGAAUGUAUUAACAAAUGUAUAAAGCUAAUGGCUGAUACCAACCUCUUUUAG